GCGUGGCUGCAGCGCCGCUUGCUGCCGGGGAAACGGAGUGCUGAGCUUCUACGGAGUAGUGCCGGUGGACUAGAAACUCCCGCCAUUUCGACGGAGAAUUAACCUCUUGUUUGAUUCAAGUUACUUUCUCACAACACUUACGGAGGAUGUUGUCUAGUAACAAGUAACUCGGACUUAACGCACAUGCAGCAACAACAUUUAAAACCAGAUCGGGAUUAAAUUGGCAAGACUUGUUUUGGACUGUUGAGUGUCAGAUCUGCUAAACUAAGCUUCUGCUGUUGCCGCGAGUUUGAUUUCGGUGCGGUUCGCAUCCUUUCGGGUUCAUCUGGAGGAGCUCAAAGUUUGCCGACUUUCUCGGGACACAACUCUGGUAACACCUUUUACAUCUUAAGGCACUCCGUAAAACCAGUAUGACACCACGACAAGAAGUGCUAAGGAUGGUGCGAUGAGGACAGUAGCAAGAAACGCACUGUUAUUGUUGUGCAACGAUAGCAACCCAACCUCCUAGCUAACCAGCUAGCUGCUGCACGUUGAGUGCCGGGCCUGCCGGCGGUAACGUGAGACGUGCUAUCUUUCGGCAGAAGUAUCACCGCCACUUGGACACAUGCUAAGGUCAUAUCAUUCUGUUUUAUUGGUCUAGUUCGCCGGUAUAAAAUUCCAGUUUACCUCUGGCACUCGUGCCAUCUCAGCAUUUGACAUGGCCCCGCUUUUGGGUCGGAAGCCUUACCCACUGGCUAAGCCGUUAGCCGAGCAACCAGGCCCGGGAGAGGAGGUCUACAUCAUCGAGCACACCAAGGAGGCCUUCAGGAACAAAGAAGAAUAUGAGGCACGUUUGCAGAGGUACAGUGAACGCAUCUGGACAUGCAAGAGCACCGGAAGCCUCCAGCUCACUCACAAAGAAGCAUGGGAGGAGGAACAAGAAGUCACAGAACUACUUCAGGAGGAAUACCCCGAGUGGUUUGAGAAGCCAGUCCUCGAGAUGGUCCACCACAACACCGUGUCUUUAGACAAACUAGUUGAAAUGGCCUGGGUGGAAAUCCUUACAAAGUAUGCUGUGGGAGAAGAGUGCGACUUCCUGGUGGGUAAAGACAAAACUUUACGAGUAAAAGUGGUGAAGAUUCACCCUUUGGAAAACCCUGAGGUAGAGCCAGCUGAGAAGAAGCUUGAAGGUGCCUGUGACUCCCCGUCCAGCGACAAGGAGAACGCCAGCCAGGAGAACCAGAGGAAGGAGCCCCCUGCUCGAGAUGAGGAGAACAGGAGGGAGAGUCUGAGUGACAGGGCAAGGCGUUCUCCAAGGAAACUAGCCACCGCCACGAAAGAGGAAAAAAGGAAAUGGGUCAUGCCUAAGUUCCUUCCUCAUAAGUAUGACGUCAAGCUCAUCACUGAGGAUAAGGUGAUCUGUGACGUCCCGGCAGACAGCCUUUUUAGAACGGAGCGCCCUCCGACCAAGGAGAUCAUGCGCUACUUCAUCAGGCACUACGCUCUGAGGCUGGGCAAGGGAGAAAGUGCUCCCUGGGUAGUCGAGGAUGAGCUGGUGAAAAAAUUUAACCUCCCCAGCAAAUUCAGUGACUUCCUCCUUGAUCCACACAAGUUUCUGGCAGAGAAUCCUUCCACAAAGCGUAAAAGCAUGACAUCUCCUGAAGGUAAACCCAACAAGAAACUUAAGACGGCUGACACUCCUGGAGAGGAUUCAGGAAACGAGAAUGCGGAAAAGAAGAAGAAAAAGAAGAAAGAUUCCCUUGGCCUGCCCCUUAGUCCCACACUCUGGGGGCACAUGCAGAAAAUGAACGGCUCUCCACUCAAAGUGAAGAGUUCUGGGAAAGGAGAAGGCAAAAGCUCCGCUCCCUCCACUCCAAAGUCUGUCCGGAAAAGUGGGGACAAAAAAGAGGGGAAGAAAAGUGGAAAGAACAGUGACAAGAAGCUCAAUGUUCUGAAGAGAAAAGAGGGCAAAGCUGGUGCGAAAACUCCAAAGAUGAAGCAGAUGACUCUGCUCCACCUAGCAAAGGGCACCCCGGCGGGGAGCCCGAAGAAGAGAGCCCGCAGCUCUGGCCUGGGCACACCCAAACUCGGAAAGCCGCUGCACCCCAUGGCUCUCCACCUCCUCCGUUACUAUAAGGAGAACAAGGGGAAGGAGGAUAAAAAGAACUCCCUUUCCUCCCUCAUCUCCAAAACUGCGAAAACCUUGUCAGCCGAUGAUCGUGGCCGCCUUCCCGAGGAGCUCAGGGAGCUGGUGCAGAAACGCUGGGAGCUGCUGGAGCACAAGAAACGCUGGGCCGCCAUGAGUGAAGAGGAGCGCACGGAGGUGAUGAAGAAGAAGCGGCAGGAACUCAAAGAGAAGCUAAGGGAAAAGGCCAAGGAGAGACGCGAGAAGGAGAUGCUGGUUCGCCGUGAACAGUCACGCCGGUACGAGGACCAAGAGAUCGAAGAAGGCAAAAACCUGCCCAUGUUCAAGCUGGUGGACAUGCCCGAGGGGUUGCCCAACACCCUGUUUGGCAGCGUGGCCAUGGUCGUGGACUUCCUCCACUGCUACGCGGGGCUGCUGAUGCCCAACGACCAGUACCCCAUCACGGCGGUGGCUCUGAUGGAGGCGCUGGCAGGGGAGCGCUCCGGCUUCCUCUACCUGAACCGCGUGCUGGUGGUGCUGCUCCAGACGCUGCUGCAGGACGAGCUGGCCGAGGGCUACAGCGAGCUGGACAUGCCCCUGUCCGAGAUCCCCCUGACCAUGUACUCGGCGUCGGAGCUGGCGCGGCUGUGCCUGCGGCCGUGCGACGCCCACGGCGAGGAGAGCGCACAGGGGUCGGAGGACUCCGGCGCCGUGGGCGGCUACGACGACGUGGUGACCAGCGAGUUCCUGGAGAAGCUCGAAACCUUCGAGGUCUUUGAGUUGAGCCAAGAGGACAAGGUCAACCUGCUGGUGGCUUUGUGCCACCGUAUCCUGAUGACUUACUCGGUGGAAGACCACGUGGAUGCAAAGCAGCAGCGGUCCGCCGAGCUGUGGAAGGAGCGCCUGGCGAUGCUGAAAGAGGUCAAUGACCGCAAGAAGGCUGAGAAGAAAAAGCAAAAGGAGAUGGAGAGCAAAGGUGAGAAGAAAAAAGAGGGGGGCGCUAAGAAGGACAACAAGAAAGAAGUGAAGGUGGAGCCCGAGGAUAUGAUCAGCACCGUGAAGAGCAGGCAGCUGAUGGCUCUGCAGGCCAAGAAGGAGAAAGAGGAGCUGGACAGGCAGAACAAAGAGCGAAUGGAGAAGGAGGCCGAGGAGGAGAGGAUACGGAAACAGAGAGUUGCUGCAGAGAGAGCGUUUCAGGACGGAAUUACUAAAGCCAGACAGGUGAUGCGGAGGACUCCGCUCGGCACAGACAGAAAUCAUAACAGAUAUUGGCUUUUUUCUGAUGUGGUCCCUGGUCUGUACAUCGAAAAAGGCUGGGUCCAUGAAAGCAUCGACUACAGCUUCACUCCUCCACCUGAGGAGAAAUCCCCUGAGCCUGAGGUGGAGGAAGAGGACGAUGCGGAGGCAGCCUCUGCUCCUGAUUUACAAGGAGCCGAGAAGGACGAUGGAAGUAUAGACGGUGCUAUGAGUGAAAGCGCCCAGCAGGGGGCAGCACCAGACAUCUGUAUUGAAACCACCAUUCCCAAACAGGGCCAGAACCUCUGGUUUGUUAUUGACAAUCCAACUGAAUUGGAGGAGCUGGUGGAAAGUCUUCAUUCUCAGGGGGUCAGAGAAAGUGAACUGAAGGCCAAGAUCCAAAGCAGGUAUCAAGAUAUCCUUCACUCCAUCCAUUUGGCCCGGAAGAGCAAACAGGGCCUCCGUACCUGUGAUGGCUACACGGAGCUGCUCAAUUUCAUGCGUACUGACAUCCAGGAGAUAGCCUCAAGGCUUCAGAAGGGAGGCCUGGGCUACCUCGAUGACAACACAGACAUUGAAGAACAGCUGAAAGACAUGGAGAGCUUGAAGGAAUUCGGCGAGUGCGUCAUCACUCUCCAGGCCUGCGUGAUCAAAAAGUUCCUGCAAGGAUUCAUGGCCCCCAAGCAGAAAAAGAAGAAGAAGCAAGGAGGCGAGGAAAGCAGUAAGGCCGAAGAGGUGGACGAGGAAAAGAGAAUAGCGGAGGAGGCCAGGGUAGCCACAGCGGUAGAGAAGUGGAAGACGGCCAUCAGGGAAGCCCAGACCUUCUCCCGCAUGCACGUGCUGCUGGGGAUGCUGGAUGCCUGCGUGAAGUGGGACAUGUCGGCCGAGAACGCGCGCUGCAAAGUCUGCCGCAAGAAAGCGCUCAGACAGAAGCCGUCUGUGCUGAGGCUGUCGGAGCGUGGCACCAGGGAAGGACAGGGCCGCCGCAGCGCCAGGAGCAGAGCAGGGACUAGUUGUGUCAGACAGGUCUACAUGCGAGCCCACAAGCCUACAGGCGAUGAUGAGAAACUCAUCCUCUGUGACGAGUGCAACAAGGCCUUCCAUUUGUUCUGCCUGCGACCGGUGCUGCACCGCAUUCCUGACGGAGAGUGGCUGUGCCCGGCCUGCCAGCCCACCACGGCCAGACGUGGCUCCCGUUCAAGGAACUAUAACCAAGACACAGAGGAGGAAGAGAGCGAGGAGGAGUCCGAGGAGCAAGAGUCUGACGAGGACGAAGAAGACGAGGAAGAGAGCUAUUACAAAGCCAUGGGGCACAGCUUGAGACCAAGGAAAAAAACCAAGCAGCCCUCAUCACGCCAGAAAAACCCCAAGAGUAAAGCCAAGAAGCCUGCCUCAUCCGGCACCCUGAGCAAGCAGAGGGCGGGCCCCAACAGCCCCGCAGACAUCGACGAACUGGUGCGGCAGAGUUCCCAAACAGGCGUUCGCAGGCAGGUGCUGGAGCUGGAGAGGUGUGAGGACAUCCUCAAGAAGCUGGUGAAGUUCCGCCACAGCUGGCCUUUCAGGGAGCCGGUUUCCCCGGAGGAGGCCGAGGAUUACCUGGACAUCAUCUCGCAGCCCAUGGACUUCCAGACCAUGCUGGGCAAGUUCAGCCAGGGCUCAUAUCGCCACGCCCAGGACUUCCUGGAAGACGUGAAGCUGGUCUUCGCCAACGCAGAGGAGUACAACCGGCAGGGCAGCACGGUGCUGUCCUGCAUGGUCAAGACGGAGCAGAGCUUCACCGAGCUGCUGCAGAAGCUGCUGCCCGGCCUCAGCUACCUCCGGCGCCACUCCCGCAAACGCCUCAGUCGAGCCCAAGACACGUCCGAGGAGGAGGAGGAGGAGGAUGAAGAUCCGGAGCCCAAGAAGAAGAUGCAGAACGGCAAAUCCCGCCGGAGGCCAACCAGAAACAGGCGGAGACGGAAGAACCAGGAGAGCGAGAGUGAAGAAGAGGAGGAGGAGGAGGAGAAUGAAGAUGAGGAUGAUGGCAAGAGGAGAAGUAAGAGGUCCUCCGCCACCUCGGAAAAGAGGGAUUACAGGGAGCAGGAGAGCGACGAGGAGCGGGGAACGCGAAGAACUCGUCGGCGGGGGGGGCGGGGCGACGCGGAGGCGGCGAGCAGCGACGAGGAGCGGCGCCGACAGCAGCGACAUUCCAAGAGACUCAAACGCUCCUGA
Molecule: messenger RNA, 5551 nt
Organism: Menidia menidia (Atlantic silverside)
Lineage: Eukaryota; Metazoa; Chordata; Actinopteri; Atheriniformes; Atherinopsidae
Source: the annotation of a GenBank genome assembly